Molecule: messenger RNA, 2325 nt
Organism: Belonocnema kinseyi
Lineage: Eukaryota; Metazoa; Arthropoda; Insecta; Hymenoptera; Cynipidae
Product: facilitated trehalose transporter Tret1
Exons: 5
Coding region: 256-1827 (523 amino acids)
Biological process (GO): transmembrane transport
Cellular component (GO): membrane
Molecular function (GO): transmembrane transporter activity
Source: RefSeq, a predicted model, not a curated record
AUUUUUUUUUUUCUGUUCGAAUCGAUUCGAGUGUUAAUAAAAAAAAAAAAAAGAAAUUCAUUUUCUUAAAGAAACUCAUUUGAAAACAUUUUUUUUGGGCGCAAAAAUUUGCGCGCGAAACGAUGUUUGAAAAUUCGUGUCUAUAAACAUUUUUGUGUGAUGUUAAAAAAUGUUCGCGGAUCUUCUGUAGUGAAAUAUAAUUAGAAAAUCGUCGAAGAAAAAGGUGGCUUAGGAUUAUUUUUCACGCGCACUAAGAUGGCUCAAGAGGAAUAUUCUGAAACUGGGACCAGUAAUGGUGAGAAGAUGAAUCAGUCCGAAAUAAAUAGCCACUUUAUGGAUCCUCCAGUUUCCGUAUUUAGACAAGCAGCACCACAAUGUAUAGCUGUUGGCGCAAAAAAUCUACUCCUCAUGACUUUUGGAACCACUUUGGGAUUUUCGACAAUACUUCUCCCCGUUCUCCAGGAGGGAAAAGAUAUCAGUGUUACUAAGGAUGAUUUAACAUGGUUAAGUAGCCUCAACCUCUUUCUAGUGCCUAUUGGCUGUGUCUUCAGCGGCCCCAUAUCGCAGACUUUGGGCCGACGGAAAACUAUGAUGCUGGCUAAUUUUCCUUUUAUAUUAACCUGGAUUAUGUAUCACUAUGCAAGUAACUCUACAAUAUUGUUCGUUUCCUUGGUGAUUACGGGGUUAACUGGUGGACUUUUGGAAGCACCUGUGAUGACCUAUGUGGCUGAAAUAACUCAGCCUCAUUUGAGAGGUAUGCUCUCAGCCACUUCAACUGUGGCUGUUAUUCUUGGAAUUUUCGCUCAAAUGUUAACUGGAAGUUUGGUCAGCUGGAGAACAACAGCCCUCAUCAACAUUGCCUACCCGUUGAUGUGUUUCUCGGCUCUCUGCUUCGUCCCGGAAAGUCCUUACUGGCUUGCGAGUAAAGGACGAAUGGCGGAAUCAGAAAAAGCCCUAUGUUGGCUACGUGGUUGGGUUUCAACUGCUCAUGUGAAACAAGAAUUUCAGCAAAUGUGUGACAGUAUGAAAAUCUCCCAAGUGACUAGCAGCGAAAAAACAAAAUCGAAUCCUAUGGAAUAUUAUAAGAAGAGGAAUUUUUACGUUCCAUUUAUGUUGGUGGCGAUAUCAUUCUUCAUAUCCGCAUUUGGUGGAUCAAUUACUCUUCAGACAUUCGCUGUAAUAAUUUUUAAAGGUCUGGAUGCUCCCAUCAAUAAAUACACUGCAACUGUUUUCCUGGGACUUGCAGAACUUGUUGCUACAAUUAUGUGUGCUGUACUGAUUCAUUUUACUGGAAAAAGGAAAUUGACAUUUUUUUCAAUCGUGGGUACUUUCGUUUGUUUCUUUGUCUCGGCCGUCUAUGGAUAUCUUCUCAACAGUAAUGGCAUUGAUGCAUCAAAUUAUGCUUGGCUUCCGACAACCUUGAUGAUUGGGGCUGCCUUUUUCUCCCAUUUGGGUAUUCGACUCUUGCCGUGGAUUCUGGCCGGCGAAGUAUUUACAUCCCAGGUUCGAAGUACCGCCACUGGCAUCGCCGGAUCGUUGCACUACGUCUUCUGCUUCAUCGCAAACAAAACUUUCAUUUACAUGAUGGAAGAAAUGAGGCUUCCUGGCACAUUUAUAUUUUACGCAUCUAUCAAUUUAGCUGGUCUUAUUAUUUUGUACUUCAUUUUGCCUGAAACGGAAGGAAGAACUCUGCUUGAGAUAGAAGAACACUUUUCUGGAAUUCAAAACUUGAAGCACAGACCUAGAAAGGAAAAAUUACCAUCUAAAGAAAAAUGGGCUGUUGCGAAUCCCGCACCUAUAAAUGACGAUAUAGAAAGUAAAUUUUAACGAAAUCUGAAUCAGAUUACCUCAUAUAUGAAAAAACCGAUACUGCGCUCUAAUUUUUCAGCUAUACUCUAUUCCCCGAGAGAAUCACUUACAGGCGUAUAAACAUACGUCUUGUAGGUGCAGCUAUGAAAGCCUUUCUUAAAGAAACGUCACCUGUAUGCUGCCUAACGUCAUGAAAAAUUAAGUGCCUGCUUCAAUGUUGGAAUUUUUUUGUCCUGGCAACACUUUCGUUGACAGUAUCUUAGCCCAAAUAUGUAAAGAUGCGUGUCUGCAAAUUGUUAUCUCGAGGAAUCGAUUUUAUACUCUAUUCCCCUCAAAAACUUUAUUCUUUUAGGGAAUAGAGUAUAUACUUUAUUCCCAGAGAGUAUAAAUUAGAGAAGGAUCAACUUAAAUUUACUUUGCGCGGCUGUGGAACCCAGUGGGUACAAAGUUUGUCGACGUCUUUACGACAUUGUUACGACAUCCUUACGACAACUUUAUGACAUCCUAUGUUCAGGU